UGACAGAUUUUAGAGUGGGACUGAAUGUGUCCAACUCAAGGACAUUUCGAACCUAAGUCCUAUAUAAUGAGCUGAUAUGUAUUUCCGAAUUUACUAUCCACUUUGCAGCGUGGCUAGUAAAGAUCCUGUCCAGUCUCCAACAUGAAAUUCUUGGUUGUACUUCUUUUUGCCGUUGCGGCCACCGCUACCAAUUAUGGAAGCUAUGACAAAUAUUACAGCCAUGCUCCAACUACUUAUUCUUAUACUUCCGGGCAUUCCGAUUAUGUUCCAUCCCACGGUACAUACAGUUUGGGAGGUUUAGGAUAUGGAAGCGCCCUUUAUGGUUCUUCAUAUGGACAUCAGGGUUACGGACAAAGUGGUUGGAAAUCUGGAGGCAAGGCCAUAUACGGACAAUCAACCUACACUGCUCCCGCACAUGCUGAAUACAUUUCUGGUGGUUAUGGAUCAGAUCAUAGCAGCGCACUCUACGGAACUGGAUACGGCAGUGGACUCUAUGGCUCUUCAUACGGUCACCAAGCUUAUGGACAGAGCGGCAAAGCUAUAUAUGGAUUAGGAGGAAGUGGACUGACACAUCAUAGUUCUUACGGAGGAGCUUAUGUCAGCCAACCUAAGCGUUAUCAGCCAGCCAGCUACCGUAGUUCCUCUUGGCAGAGAUCUGGUGCUCAUGGAUUCUCUAGUGCACAGGGACCAGGCAAAAUCACAUUCACAAAGGAGGUACCAAGCUAUUCCACCUACCAGAGAACGAAACCAGCCGUUUCCGCUGUAUCUAGCUACUCUUCCUACAAGAAGCCCGCCGUUACUACUUAUGCAGUCCAACCUGAAAUUACCAGCUAUGAAAAGUACGUUGAACCAGAAGUGUCAGUUGUCUCCAAGCCUGUUGCUACAUACGCUGCUGUUAAACCCACAACUACACAUUUUGAAAAAUACGUUGAGCCAGCAGUCUCGUUUGUCUCGAAGCCCGCUGCAACAUAUACUGAAGUAAAACCCGCAGUUACACAUUUUGAAAAGUAUACUGCCCCCAAAGCCUCAUAUGUUGCACCCGCAACUACGUAUGUUGCAUCUGAGGGAGUAGCUUCUUUACCAGUUGCUGCCCAUAAACAAGAUACCCAUUCUGCUUUUUAUACAGAAGUCGAACCAGUCAGUACUGUCAUCACUCAGCCCAAAUACCAGUACGUGGCUGAAGCUCCCAAACAGCAUACCAGUACUUACAUCAGCAGGCCUGUCAGCACUGUCGUUGCCCAGCCUAAAUACCAGUACGUGGCUGAAACUCCUAAACAACAUACCACUACUUACAUCAGCAGGCCUGUCAGCACUGUCGUUGCCCAACCUAAAUACCAGUACGUGGCUGAAACUCCUAAACAACAUACUACUACUUACAUCAGCAGGCCUGUUAGCACUGUCGUUGCCCAACCCAAAUACCAGUACGUAGCUGAAGCUCCCAAACAACAUACCACAACUUACAUCAGCAGGCCUGUCAGCACCAUCGUUGCUCAGCCUGCUGUUACUUCGGUUGCUGACCCAGCUGUCAGUUAUUAUGAGAAAGAUCAUCACUCCUCCAUUGCUACUCCAGCAAAAAGUUAUAUUUCCAGUUCUUAUCCAGCCUACAGCUACAUCUCAGAGGCAUCCCCAGUCUACAGUUUUUCAUCUAGCAGCUAUCCAUCCUAUACUUACAGCUCCCCAUCUGUUUACAGCCCAUUCUCAUAUUCUCACUCCUACCCAAGCAGCUACUGGAAGAAAUAGGCACCUGUUCGAUCAUUCAAAAAGGAAAAUAUCAUUUGAUGAAUGGAAAUACUAAGAAUUCAAACCUAUCUCAUUCGUCUUUCGGCUAAGGGGACAAAAAGGAUAAAAUCAUCUUUGUGCUUUUGUAAAAUGUUUUCAAAUAAAAAAUGUUAUAAAUGAA
Stegodyphus dumicola is the source of this 1900-nucleotide messenger RNA. RefSeq lists its product as uncharacterized. The record is from RefSeq and is a predicted model, not a curated record. Lineage: Eukaryota; Metazoa; Arthropoda; Arachnida; Araneae; Eresidae.